Messenger RNA from Caenorhabditis remanei, 1386 nucleotides. RefSeq lists its product as uncharacterized. Lineage: Eukaryota; Metazoa; Nematoda; Chromadorea; Rhabditida; Rhabditidae. The record is from RefSeq and is a predicted model, not a curated record. The coding region runs from base 1 to 1386 and encodes 461 amino acids. The transcript has 6 exons.
AUGAAGGGAUUUCCUGGUAACUUUCCAACGGAUAAUUGUGAUAAAAAUUUCAAACCGUGGACUGAGUUAGAGAAUGGCGCCUGGAUGAUCAUCAAGGACGGAGGGGCCAACUGUUCGGCGAGAUGUUUCGAAGGAGUGCGUGCCAGUUCGAAAGUAGUUGUCGGCGAGUGGUUGGAACCUGGAUACGUGGAUUGUGAAUUCCUGGAAGCAGUUUGUUGGGAAAAUGGAGGAGAGGAAGUCUAUGGAUACAUUCAUACACAGAUUAAACCAAACUCAACGACUCCACCCCCUUCCCUCUUCCCAAAUCCCCCAAACGUCUUCGUAUUCACAAUUGAUUCGAUGAGUUUCGGAUCAGCGAAACGGUCACUUCCCAAGUUUCUCAACUACUUUCAAUCCGAAUUCCAAGCAGUCGAGUUUCCAUUCGUGAAUAAAGUCGGUGAGAACAGUAAACCCAACGGAAUCCCUCUUUGGUUCGGCAAAUCAAUAUCCGGAGGGCGGAAAGUGAACUGGGAGGAGAUAGUACCCGAUUGGAAUAGGACAGAGUUCUGUGACAGGUAUCUGGAUAACGAGACACAUAUAUUCAAACAGUUCAAACAGCACGGGUAUACGACCCUCCAAAUGGAAGAUUGGGUGGAAACAAUGAUCGACUCGUUCCCUAGUUGUCAAGGAUUCUAUGAGCGGCCAGCGGAUCACAUAUUUCGACCAUUUUCCGCGUUUCGUGCCAAAUACGGAAUGAACAUCACAAGGAAACAUUUGAAUGGAAAAUUAUGUAGACAGAAUCAUCAUGCCAUCAUGGAUCUUCUGCAACAGGCUAUCACUGCUUAUAGUGACCGCCCAUUAUUCUCGUGGAUAUGGCUUAUUGACAUCGGUCAUGACUACUCUAAUGGCCCCUAUCGAAUGGAUCAAUACCUUAUCGAUUAUUUCGAGAAUAAUCGACAAGUUUUCGACGACUCCUUUGUCUUCUUCGUUUCUGAUCACGGCUUCCGAAUGGGAGUCAUGACGGAAAUUGGGUUAUUUGAACGGAGUAAUCCAUAUUUGGCAAUAUCGAUACCGAAGAAGUAUCGAGAUGAGAAGAAUGGGAUGUUGGAAAUGAUGAGAGUGAAUUCCAGACAAUUACAGACUCAUUUCGAUACGAGAGCAACGAUGUUGGAUAUUCUUAUGGUCCCCUCGCUCAUUGAAUAUGGCUACAGUACCCUCUGGAAUACGUAUGAAAUCGAAGUGAAGACGGCGGAACCGAGUGCAGUCCAUUUUCAGACAAUGGUGACGUACGACCCAAAGACAGAAACAAUGAAUUUCGAGAAAGUGGUCAGAUUGGAUAAAUACGGGGACACUGCCGACUGUACUGCCAGUGUACGUCUCGAACCGUUGUGUCAUUGUAAGAAAUGA